Pristis pectinata (smalltooth sawfish) is the source of this 4090-nucleotide messenger RNA. RefSeq names its product EYA transcriptional coactivator and phosphatase 1 (gene eya1). The transcript is spliced from 17 exons. The coding region runs from base 492 to 2237 and encodes 581 amino acids. Gene Ontology annotation, biological process: negative regulation of extrinsic apoptotic signaling pathway in absence of ligand; cell differentiation; positive regulation of DNA repair. The record is from RefSeq and is a predicted model, not a curated record. Lineage: Eukaryota; Metazoa; Chordata; Chondrichthyes; Rhinopristiformes; Pristidae. Gene Ontology annotation, molecular function: protein tyrosine phosphatase activity. Gene Ontology annotation, cellular component: nucleus.
GGGCAGCUUGGGCAGAACCACAAGAUUGAGCAAACAAAUAGGACGGAUGAAGGUUCUGCCAUUUCUUUGUCUAUCGAUCACUGAUAUUAUCUACUGCUGUUUAAUGGAAAAAGGUACAUUGCUUAGAGCAGUGACUUAGCGACACAUAAGAGAGUUUGGUGCUUCAAUUUGCUGGUAGCUGCAUACUCCGAAGUGUCAUUUCCGAGUCUAAGUCUUCCUGUCAAAGUGCACAGUGGCUUUUUUUUGUGAAGCAGCUACUUCGAGACGUUCGCCACUCUGUUUGCAGUGGUGACUGGACUGCACUCACUCAGCUCUGCUUCAACUUCCAGAACUACUACUAUGUUAUUUGCGUGUAAUUCGGACAAUUGGUGCACUGAAUGCAGACAUUUGUGUUGAACAGGAAAAGGAUUGCACUAUGCGAUGACGGCUGACUGAAUUCAAAAACUUGAAGGAAAUACGGCAGAGUUCAGGGAGAAUUUUAAGUGCUGUCUAUGGAAAUGCAGGAUCUAGCAAGUCCACAAGGUCGAAUAAGUGGAAGUAGUGAGUCUCCCAAUGGUCCAAAACUUGACAACUCUUGUAUUAAUAAUAAUUCCAUGACCCCAAAUGGCACAGAAGUCAAAACGGAACCAAUGAGCAGUAGUGACAUUGCUACAACGACAGCAGAGGAGUCUUUAGACAAUUUCUCAGGAAUUGGUGGUGGCUUUAGCCCAAGGGAAACACAUCACUUCUCUCCACAUAUUUAUCCUUCCAACAGGUCAUAUCCACACAUUCUCCCAACACCACCUUCACAAACCAUGGCUUCAUAUGGACAGUCUCCGUAUGCCACAGGAAUGCAGCAAACAGCAACUUAUGCAACCUAUCCACAACCAGGCCAACAUUAUGGAAUUCCAUCCUAUGGCAUCAAGACAGAAGGUGGAUUGACUCAAACACAGUCACCUGGCCAAACGGGAUUUCUAAGUUAUGGUUCAAGCUUUAGUGCACCUCAACCAGGCCAAGCCCCUUACAGUUACCAAAUGCAAGGGGGAAGUUUUACAUCGGCAUCAGGAAUUUACACAGGAAGCAAUUCACUUACACAUUCUACAGGCUUUAAUAGUUCACAGCAGGAAUAUCCUUACACAGGCUUUGGCCAGGGGCAAUAUGCACAGUAUUAUAAUAAUUCGCCAUAUACUUCUUACAUGGCAAGCAACAACAGCAGUCCAGCAACUCCUUCGACCACUACAACAUAUCAACUGCAAAGUUCACCAUCUGUCACAAGUCAGGCUAUUACAGAUGCCGCUACAGGAGAGUUCGGUACAAUCCACAGUCCAUCCACAACCAUUAAAGAUUCAGAGUCGGAUCGUUUACGCAGAGCUUCAGAUGGAAAGUCACGUGGCAGAGGCAGGAGAAAUAAUAACCCCUCUCCUCCCCCAGACAGUGACCUUGAGCGAGUGUUCAUAUGGGACCUGGAUGAAACUAUCAUUGUUUUUCACUCUUUGCUCACAGGGUCCUACGCCAAUAGAUAUGGACGGGAUCCACCCACAUCAGUGUCACUUGGGCUACGAAUGGAAGAAAUGAUCUUCAACUUGGCAGACACACAUCUCUUUUUUAACGAUUUAGAAGAGUGUGAUCAAGUUCACAUUGAUGAUGUAUCAUCAGAUGAUAAUGGACAGGAUUUGAGCACUUACAACUUUGCAACAGAUGGCUUUCAUGCUGCAGCAACAAGUGCAAAUCUUUGCCUAGCAACCGGUGUGCGUGGAGGGGUUGAUUGGAUGAGGAAGCUAGCUUUUCGCUAUCGGAGAGUAAAAGAAAUUUACAACACCUACAAAAAUAAUGUUGGAGGUCUCCUUGGUCCAACUAAGAGGGAAUCUUGGUUGCAGUUACGAGCAGAAAUUGAAGCCCUAACGGAUUCGUGGUUAACACUUGCACUGAAAGUGCUUACACUCAUUCAUUCAAGGUCAAACUGCAUAAAUAUCCUAGUCACAACAACGCAACUGAUACCUGCUCUUGCCAAAGUCUUGCUUUAUGGAUUAGGAAUAGCUUUUCCAAUUGAAAACAUAUAUAGUGCAACAAAAAUAGGAAAGGAAAGCUGUUUUGAACGAAUAAUCCAAAGGUUUGGGAGAAAAGUGGUGUAUGUUGUUGUGGGAGAUGGCAUUGAAGAAGAACAAGCAUCCAAAAAGCACACCAUGCCAUUCUGGAGGAUCUCAAGCCACUCUGACCUUAUGGCCCUACAUCAUGCCUUGGAAUUGGAGUACUUGUAGCAGGAAGUUGGCACUUUGAAAUGUAGGACCUUCACCCUCACUAUUCAUGAACUACAGAACUUCUAUCUUAUGGCAGCUUCUUACUACAAACUGUAUGGUGAGCCCCAAGUAUUGAAAUACAGCUGCAAUUUGUCUUAACCGUUGUCCUGACUUUAAAUGGAGCUGAUUGAAUCUCUGGGAAAGCAGCUGAUGGCUCUAAAAACUGAAUUAGCUAUGUACGGUCAAAAGAUAUGAUGUUGCUCAAUAAUGCUGUUUUAAUACAGGAGUUCAUACCUGUGAAGGAAAUAGGUUCAAGAAGAUGCCUAAUUCGUUCCCUGCUGAAUAAACAGGCAAUUAAAUGGUCCUCAGAACAGAUGUUAUGGCUAAUGCUUUAAGCAUUGAUGGUCAUAAGACCACAACUUGUAAAAAAUAUUGCCAUGAGGAAUAUAAAAUUUACACUGAAAAUUGAGUUGUACAAAUGCUAGUGACAUAUUUUACUUGUGGAGAAAGGUUGCUUCCAUUAUCACUGAUAUCCAGGACACUCCUAUUAUUUAUGAACUGAUUGUUUUGUGUUAACAACAAUUAUGAAGGUACUUAUAGUAGAUUUUUGCCAUCGGACGCAACAAGCACAUUUGAUUCUGUCAUGUCACAAAGUAGUUUACAGAAAAGAAAGUUUUCUUAUAAUUUAAGAUGACUGUUUACUUUGCUAAGACAAUCAUGUACAGAAAACGUCAUUUUUUGUAAAUUUGUAAUCAGGCAAUUAUUUUGCAUAUUGCUAUGAUAAAUGCAAUUGAAAGGUAGCAAUGCCUUGUCUGUGAUAGGUGCAGCAAGGCAUUGUGUGCACAAUGAAACUGUGCUGUGCCUUAAAAGAGUGUUGGUCUGUUAAGAUGCAAUGUUUUUUUCAGUAAAUAUGUAGAUAAUGGAUUUUUUUGAGAUAAUUUUGUCAAGACCAAAAUCACGGAUGUCAUGUGUCAAGGUUUAUCUACUUCCUUUUUCUAACUUUCCUAUUUCCCCAAAUUAAUUUCAUCCUUUUUUCUUCAAAAGAAUACAAGAACUACUCUACUUGAAUAAACUAGAAAAUAAUUCCCUACUCCCUUAAUACACAAGUAAUGUGGAUUAUAUAGUAUAUAUUUUUAUUAUAAAAGCUGUUUUCUUUUAAUACCAAGUAGCAUGUGGAAAACUUUACUAUAAAUGUAUGCCCUUCUAGUGUCCACUUUCUUUUGUAUGGAAUCACAUGAGCAAAAUAAUGUUUAAAUUGUUUUUCUCAAAUGAUCAGGUCCUUUUCGUACUGUCAGUUUUUCAAGCAAAUGUUAAUAUUGCCAACUUACUGAACUUUUAACUAAUAUUUUGGUAGGACUUGAUCUUACAAAGCUUCAUCACUCUUUAUUGCAGAAGACUACAGGCAUGACCUGUUUACUGUUAAUGCUCUUCUAACUAUAGAAUGCCUUCCCUUUCUCCCCACCAUAUGGUCUCUGCAGAGGAUCUGAUAUUCUUCCCAUUUACUUAAAAGACUUAUUUCUUUGUAAAAGCUUAUUCCUUUAUAAUGUCUCACAGGAGUCAUGCAUCACAGCAAUUGCAAAAAAAAGUAUAUUAACAUAAAAGCUCUACCGCUUCAUGAUUUAUUAAAUGGGUACUGCUGAUAGAUCAAGACCACAGUGAACAGUUGUAGCUAAUUGGUAAUUGAAUGUUUGCAAAUAAAAACCUAUAAUAGUAAAAAUUACUGUGGAUUAUCAUUUUGCGUUUUGCAGUAAGAAUGAAUGACUGGAAACUAACACACUCCACUUAGCCUCAGUGUAAAGAAAAGUGUGUUAUGUCUGAAAAGUACAUGUACAAACCAUUCUUAUGAAUUAUGAGUUUAAGUUAAUAAAAUUCAA